UAAAAAAGUAGAAAGCGUGUUCACUACCUCUCUCUGUUUUUUCUUUUGGUGGGUUUUUGGUUGGAUUGGUUCUUGUGGUUGUUUUCUUGCCAAUUCUCUGGCUUUGUGAUUUGUUAAUUUGUUGUUCUGCUGAGCUAUUGUUCCAGUUGGUGUGUUUCCCUUUCAUUGAUCUCGAGUUUGUUUUGCUGGAUCAUUUUCUCUUUACGUAUUUACUGAGUGUUUGCAGAACCAGAUUUCCAGGAACUGUUUUUCUCCCAUGGCCUUGAGCACCCACAGAGCUUCUACAUCUCGUACUUCAGCUGAAUGGGCUCCUCCUCGAUGGAAGCAUGAUGUUUUUCUGAGUUUCAGGGGCGAAGACACUCGCAAGGGUUUUAUCUCUCAUUUAGACCAUGCAUUGGCCUACUGGCAAGCAAUGAGAACUUUCAAGGACGAUCGAGAACUUGAAGUAGGAGCAACUAUUUCUCUGGAGCUGUUGAUCGCAAUCAAAGAAUCGUAUCUUGCCAUCAUUGUUCUCUCCCCAAAUUACGCUUCUUCCACUUGGUGCUUGGAUGAACUCUCAAAGAUUCUUGAAUGCAUGGAAGACACCAAGAGAAUUCUGCCAAUCUUUUAUGACGUGGAUCCUUCCCAUGUACGAAACCAAAAGGGGAGUUUUGCGGAAGCUUUCACUAAGCAUGAAGAAAGGUUUAGUGGAGAUGCAGAGAAGCUGAAUCGGUGGAGAGCCGCUUUAAGAAAUGUUGCCAAUCUCGCUGGCUUAGAUUCAAAAAAUUAUAAGUCAGAAGCAGAGCUUGUCGAUGACAUUGUCAAACGUGUGCGGAAGAAAGUGAAUCUUACAUCCACGUUGUUAGAUUCUGAAGAGAAGUUAGUCGGAAUUGAUUCUGCACUUGAUCAACUACGCUUGCAUUUAGCUCCCGAAGAAAAUGAUGUCCGCUUUAUAGGGAUAUGGGGGAUGGGCGGGGUAGGCAAAACAACCCUUGCUAAAUUAGUUUUUGAGAGAAUUUCCCAUCAUUUCGAGCAUCGCUCUUUUCUACCUAAUGUGAGAAAGGGAGAGGUUUCUGGUCUAGGAAGACAGCUGCUUUCCUCAAUCUUGAAGGAAAAUUAUAUCCCAGGUUGGGAUGAAGGGGAGGGAAUCCUUAAGAACUGUUUAUUGAAUAAAAAGGUUCUUCUCGUGCUUGAUGAUGUGGAUCAACUAAACCAACUAGAAAAAUUGGUUGGAAACAAAAAUUGGUUCGGUGCGGGGAGUAGAAUUAUCAUCACAACUAGAGAUAAACGUCUACUUGUUCAGCAUGGUACAACAACGUAUAAGGUCGAGGUCUUAAAGAAUGAUGAAGCUCUUAAGCUCUUUAGUCGACAUGCCUUUAAGAAAGAUCAGCCUGAGGAAGGUUUUCAGGAACUGUCUCAGCAUUUCCUAAAUUAUGCCAACGGCCUUCCAUUAGCUCUUAAAAUUUUGGGGCUUGCUUUGUAUGGGAUAGAUCAAGAUAUGUGGGAGAGUGCGUUGGAUAAUCUAAACAAAAUUCCUAAUCCAACAAUUUUUCAUUCACUCAAAGUAAGUUAUGAUGGACUAGAAGAGAUGGAGAAGAAAAUUUUUCUGCAUGUUGCGUGUCUCCAUAGAGGGAAGAAUAAAGAGCAAGUAAUUCAAAUACUAGACUGGAGCCUUGGCAUUUCCAGUCUUAUUAAGAUAGAUAUUCUUAUUAAGAAAUCUCUCUUAACUAUUGACGAACGCUUUCAUAGAAACAAUGUUGAGAUGCAUGAUUUGAUACAAGAAAUGGCAUGGACAAUUGUUCGUGAAGAGUCUCCCGAGCCUGGUAAAUGGAGUAUUUUAUGCUGUCACGAGGACAUUUCUCGUGUAUUGAUGAACAAUACGGGAACGGGAGCAAUUGAAGCCAUAGUCCUACGUCUACCCAAAUUUGAAGCAGUGCCCUGGAAUUGUACUAAAGCCUUCAAUAAGAUGCACGGGUUAAGGCUCCUUGACUUUGAUAAUGUGGUGUUUUCUUCAUGCCCUAAAUUUCUUCCAAAUUCCUUAAGAAUUAUCCAUUGGAGCUGGUAUCCUUCCAAAUCGCUCCCAUCAGGUUUCGAACCACAUUUGCUUUUUGAACUGAAAAUGAGGCAUAGCAAACUUGUCCAGCUUUGGGAUGGAGCACAGGAUUUUCCGAAUUUGAAAUAUAUGCAUCUUGGGUGGUCUAAAAAUUUGACCAGUAUCCCAGAUUUUACACGCAUUCCAAAUCUUGAGGAAUUGCAUCUGUUUGGUUGUAAGAAAUUAGGCGAGGUUCACCCGUCUAUUGCAGUUCACAAAAAGCUGAAGGUUUUAACUCUUACUUCUUGUAUAAGUAUCAAGAGUCUCCCAAGUAAGUUGGAAAUGGAUUCUCUUGAAUUCUUUAGUCUUUGGGGCUGCUCAAAAGUGAAAAAGAUACCAGAAUUUGGGGAACAUAUGCAGAACCUGUCAAAGCUUUUUCUAUAUGAGACUGCUAUCGAGCAAAUACCUUCAUCAAUUGAACAUCUAGUUGGCCUUGCUAAAUUGGAUGUAAGUGAUUGCAAAAGACUCUUGGGUCUGCCGAGUGCGAUAUGCAAUUUGAAGUCUCUUAAAAUCCUCUUGGGGGGUCGAUGCUCUAAACUUGACAAACUGCCAGGGGACAUGGAGUCUUUAGAGGAACUUUAUUUAAGUGGAAGUGCAAUGAGAGAGCCGCUUGUUGCUAUGAAAAAUCUCAAAAAUCUAUCCCUUCGUGGACCAGUUGAUUCAAGGGAUGGCAUUUGGUGUGGCCUUGACUGCUUACUUGGAAUUAGGAAGAGUGUUGACCCUGACCCUUGGCGUUUGGUGUUGUCUUCUCUAACUCAUUCAGGGUCUUUGACUAAAUUAGAUCUGAAUGAUUGUAAUAUUGGUGAAGGAGCCAUUCCAGAUGAUAUCGGCUGCUUGUCUUCUUUAAAAGAGUUGAAGCUUAGUGGAAACAAUUUCGUUAGCCUUCCCUCAAGCAUUAGAUUCCUUUCUGAGCUUGUGUAUCUUGAAUUGGAGAGGUGCAAAAGGCUUGAGCGAUUGCCAGAUCUUCCGUCAAGUAAAUACUUAUUCGUAAAUGUGAACGACUGUACUUCCUUAAAUGGGUUGUCAGAUCCAUCAAAGUUGAGCGAAGGAGCCAAUGUGUAUGAUUUGAAGUUCAGUUGUGUUAAUUGCUUCAGAUUGGUUGAAGAAGGAGGCUGGAUCUGGAUUAAUAGAAUAUUUGCAAUGAUAUUGACAAUGGCCACCUGUCCUGAUAACAGUUUUUUUGGGCCUUCUCAUACACACCGUUUUGCAUGGCUUUCUUGUACACACCGUUUUGUAUGGCCUGGAAGUGAAAUUCCAGAGUGGUUCGAUAAUCGACGUGUGGGAGAUUCAAUAAUUGUGGAGCUGCCUCUACCUCCACAAACAUGCAGUGACUGGGUUGGGAUUGCUUUGUGUAUUGUUUUUGAAGAUUCUGAAACAUGCAGUGAGUAUGAUUAUUUAGAAAUUUACACAUCACCUAUGCGUUCAAUGGAUUGGACACCUAUGGGUUCAAUGGAUUGGCCUAAGUUUAAAGUCGGGCAUCUUGGGUCACAACACCUUUGGGUUUUCUAUUUGCCUCGCGAUAAAUCCAGGCUCAAGGACGCCUCUGGCAAUCAUCGGUUUUCAUUCAAAGGGCAGUAUCAUAUGUCUUCAGCCACAUCUUGUUGGUCACACAAAUCUUGGAAAGCACCACGCAAAGUACGCUCGAUUAUAAAGAAAUGUGGGGCCCGUUUGGUGUACCAGAGAGAUUUGGAAGAAUUCAGCCGAAUUCUGAAAAUCCCGAAGCCAGCAGCACUACAGGCAUCCGAUGACGAGGAGGCAGGUCCAAUUGGUAGUAGCGGAAGUGGUAGCUCUGAUGACCAUGAUGAACCAUGAAUUUGGUUGCUCUAAUGACGAGGAUGAACAAGGAAUUGGUAGCUAUGAAAAUGAACCAGGAAGUUAUAGCUCUGAUGAAGACGAUGAACCAAUCAGCAAAA
Prunus avium (sweet cherry) is the source of this 3984-nucleotide messenger RNA. Its product is annotated as TMV resistance protein N-like. The record is from RefSeq and is a predicted model, not a curated record. NCBI's taxonomy places the organism in Eukaryota, Viridiplantae, Streptophyta, Magnoliopsida, Rosales, Rosaceae. Gene Ontology annotation, molecular function: protein binding; ADP binding. Gene Ontology annotation, biological process: defense response; signal transduction.